Myotis lucifugus (little brown bat) is the source of this 520-nucleotide messenger RNA. Its product is annotated as glutathione S-transferase A2-like. The record is from RefSeq and is a predicted model, not a curated record. Gene Ontology annotation, cellular component: cytosol; extracellular exosome. Gene Ontology annotation, molecular function: glutathione transferase activity. The transcript has 3 exons. Gene Ontology annotation, biological process: xenobiotic metabolic process; glutathione metabolic process. NCBI's taxonomy places the organism in Eukaryota, Metazoa, Chordata, Mammalia, Chiroptera, Vespertilionidae. The coding region runs from base 1 to 417 and encodes 138 amino acids.
AUGGUCAUAACACCUUGCACAACUCCACCCACAGCCGCCAUUGCCGCCAAACACAACCUCUAUGGGAGAGACAUAAAGGAGAGAGCCCUGAUUGAUAUGUAUUCAGAAGGUAUUGCAGAUUUGAAUGAAAUGACCAUGCGUUUCCCACUAUGCCCACCUGAUGAACAAGACACCAAGAUGACCCAGAUCAGAGAGAAAACAACAAAUCGUUAUUUCCCAGCCUUUGAAAAGGUGUUGAAGAACCACGGACAAGACUACCUGAUUGGCAACAGGCUGAAGGCUGCCAUUCACCUGGUUGAACUUAUCUACCACCACGAGCUAGGACAGAGGCAUGGAACGAAGUCUCCCUCAGAGCCAUUCGAAGGAAUCAAUUUUGAUGACACCUUGAUUUCAGACUUCAGACUUCUAGAACUGUGAGGGAAUGAAUUUCUGUGGUGUAAGCCACCCAGUCUAUGAUAAUUGUCACAGUGGUCGCAGGAAAUGAGUACAAUUACUUUGCAAUAAACAAGAAUGAAUACAU